UUGAAAGUGUUUAAUUAAGAUAAUUGUUUCAUAUAAAUGCCGACACACACACAAAUAUAUUUAUACAUGUAUAACGACCUCAGAAGCUUUGUUGACCUAACACAUCGUAUUUAUCAUGAUGACACGUACAGAGAAUCAGUCAGUCUUUAGUGGUCUUUCGAAUCACAUCGUGGUGGAGACAAUAUUUCAGUAAUAAAGUGUGUGUGAAUAAUUAUAUUCUUCGAACAUUGCAUACUGCUAAAGCAUUAAUUUGCUGCAAAGUGUUUUACAGAUCUAAAAUAAUUAUUUCUCUCCUUCGACAUGAUGAUAUUGCUAAAACUAUUAUUAAGUAGCGGAUUAAUUUUUAUUGCUGUAACGGCUUUCAUUCGUAAUGAAUCUUUAUGCUAUCGAAUAUCAGAAUAUAUAAAACCGAUGCAUUAUGAUAUCAAGCUUACAUCAUUUAUUGAAGCAAAUAUUUUCUAUGGAGAAUAUAAUAUCAGCAUAAACAUUCGUAACAAAACGCAACACAUAUAUUUAUAUUCGGAAAAAUUAUGUAUUGACAAUAUAGUUUUAAUUACAAAUUUCAAAAAAUAUCAUGAAAAUGAUGAAGAAACAGUUUAUAGACCGACAUAUGAUACUGAAGAAGACCCAAUUGAUAUUUCCUUUAUGAAAGAAUUAUCACCAGGAAAUUACACUUUAAAUAUAAAAUACUUUGGUACUGCUGAUAAAGGCUUCAGAAUUUUCGACAUGAAGAAAAGAACCACUUGGGUAGGUGCUCCACAUUUCCAGAUAGUAGACGCCCGUCAAGUGUUUCCAUGUUGGCAUCCACAUGAUUUUUGGUUAGAAGCAACCUUUAACAUUUCUUUAGCAUGUCAUAACUGUACGACUUUGUCACAUAUGCCAUUGCGAAAUACAGAAAGUGAUGAGUACAAUUUGGUAUGGAAACACUACGUUACCACACCUGUAAUAUUGACUCAUCACGCAACAAUGGUUAUGUCUAACUACCUAUUUUUUCUUGAUAUGAAAAAUCGAAACAUUCAAAUGUGGUGCAGAUACAAUACUGGAUUUCACAUGAAAUUUGCUAAAAAUGUAGCUGAAGAUAUCACGUUGUUUUUCAAACAAAAAUGGAAACGUUCGAACAAACUUUCAAACGUGACUUAUGUUGCAAUUCCAAAUUUUCAUGACGAUGGCACAAUAGUUUUUGGACUUGUGUUUUAUAAGGAAACAGAUAUCAUCUACGAUAAAAAUGUAUAUCCUAUUGCUCACAAGAUCGAAGUAGCUCAAUUAGUAGGACGAAAAGUGGCACAGCAAUGGUUUAAUAACAUGAUGAAUAAUCCGUUAGUGUCAGAUUUUUGGUUUAAAAAAGGUCUUACUACAUUGUUUGCAACGUAUGCUGUCAAUAAGAAAUAUCCAGAUUAUCGAAUAAUAAAUUUAUAUGUUGUUCAAAGUCAACAUUACUCUUUUAAUUUGGAUAGUGAUUAUCAUAUGUGGAAUCUUACUUCAAAAGUUAAUAGUUCAUUGGAAAUACCCAAUUAUAUCAGAGCACCAUUUAUACUGCGCAUGAUGCAACACGUCCUCACAGAAGAAAUAUUUCAGAUAGGCAUAAACACAUAUUUAGAUAACAACUCAUCACACCAUCUAGACUUUAUGGAGCUUAUGAAAGAUGUUGCUUCAACAAUAAAUAUAUAUAUUGCUGGACACAUCUCGCACAUGAAAAACUGGGAUUUGGAAAAGCAUUGUCCUGUUAUUAAAGUAGAACGAAAUUAUGAUGAUCCUAAGAAUCGAACAUUUGUAUGGAUAGAAAAUAUCGACACAUUAAAAAUUGAGUGCAUUCCUAUAACUUUUACUACGCAAACGUCUCCCGAUUUUAACAAUUUUACUCAUCAUUUGUUAUGCAAGCGAUGGGAAAUUAAACGUUUACUAGUACCAUUGAAAUUAUCAUUACCAUAUAAAGAACAUGGUUGGAUGAUAUUCAAUAUACAACAAAUUGGAUAUUAUCGCGUUAACUAUGAUAAUGAGAAUUGGGAAAGAAUUUCAAUUUAUCUAAAUUUUGGUGAUUACACGAAAAUUCAUGUUCUUAAUCGUGCUCAAAUUAUCGAUGAUGCAUUUCAUUUAAUGAUAGCAGGCCAACUCCAAUCCCGUAUAUUCUGGGAUAUCAUAAAGUAUUUACAUCGAGAAGAAGAUUAUAUAGCAUGGUAUCCUAUGUUUAAAGCUCUGGAAUACAUGUAUAAUACUUUUCCAAUAUUGACAAAAAUAGAUGAACAUAUUACGUCUACAGUAAUAAGAGCAUUGCAUAAAGUACUUGAAAUAAUUAAAUAUGAUGAAAUUGAUGAUAGUGACGAACUUAGAAUAUGCUUACGACAAGAAGCUGCAAGAUGGGCAUGUUUUCUCGGUGACAUUGAUUGUAAGAAAGAAGCCAACAAAAUUUUAAGCCAACAUCUCCAAGAUCCUACAAAACACAAACUUCUGCCAUGGUGGAAAGAAUGGACAUAUUGUAAAGGUUUGAAAGCAAUUACCAAAUAUUUCAUAAACAUUUUUUAUUACCAGAAAAGAAAAGUGUGGGAAGAAGUAGAAGAUGACAUUUGGAAAUUAAUGUAUGAUAUAGGAUUGAAAAAAUUGGACACUAAAUUUUUAGAAUACUUGGCUUGCCCUGAGAAUACUGAUGUCAUCAUCAAUUAUUUAGAUUAUAUACAAAAUUCUACAGAACAGGAAUAUCAAUAUCUUCUUAACAGUUUCUUACAUGUUAUUACAAAGCAUGCGAAGAAUCAAAUUAUACUGGAGUACAUAUUAUAUCAUUUUAACGACAUAAAAAUAAAACAUGCUGAUAUAACUGCAGCAUUAAUUAUUAUUAUUAUUAAUAAUGUAUAUUCUGAAAAUCGAACUCAGCGUAUAAAUAGAUACGUUGAAAGGUUAUUAAAGGUCAACGCAAACCCAACUGAUGGAAUAGGAAAGAACAUAUUGCUGAAUUCUCACAAAAUUCGACGAAAGCUAUCAAUUCGCAACAAUCAAAUCAAAAGACAGAGACAGUAUUUUGAUAAAUUUUUCCCUUGGUGAAAAAUAUAAAAAAUUGCAGCUUUGCAUGAGCAGACAUACUUCAUUUGAAUAAUUUUUUUAUAUUGUAUGUACUAUUUACU
Nylanderia fulva is the source of this 3113-nucleotide messenger RNA. Its product is annotated as aminopeptidase N-like. NCBI's taxonomy places the organism in Eukaryota, Metazoa, Arthropoda, Insecta, Hymenoptera, Formicidae. Gene Ontology annotation, molecular function: zinc ion binding; metalloaminopeptidase activity; peptide binding. The record is from RefSeq and is a predicted model, not a curated record. Gene Ontology annotation, cellular component: cytoplasm; membrane. Gene Ontology annotation, biological process: proteolysis; peptide catabolic process.